Molecule: messenger RNA, 863 nt
Organism: Drosophila eugracilis
Lineage: Eukaryota; Metazoa; Arthropoda; Insecta; Diptera; Drosophilidae
Gene: MAGE
Product: melanoma-associated antigen B2
Exons: 1
Coding region: 112-813 (233 amino acids)
Cellular component (GO): nucleus
Source: RefSeq, a predicted model, not a curated record
AGUGUUGAAUAAAACCCUAUUGUUUUUGAUUUUUACCAUUAUAUUUUAGAGAAAUCCUAAAUAAACAACAAAACUAAAAGCUGAAGUUUAUUUAAGACAUAUAAAUUGAAAAUGGCCAGCACAUCCCGCGCAUCUAGAAGCCAGAAUGUCAAUCUCUCUCAGGCAUCACAACAGCCCGUUCAAGAGCUAGACGAUAAAGUUCGCGCCAUUAUAAACUACAUCCUUGAUCACAUCGCCCAGAAGAUUCCCAUCAAGGACAAGGAUUUGGUGCCAGCGGCUGGCGACAGGAACGAACUGAAGAAACGUCUACCGCUGGUCACUAAAUUAUUGGCGAAACGCUUCGGUAUAUUGCUUACCCCGUUGGAUGCUGGCUUUAAGACAUUCGUUUGCAUUGCAGAGGAGCCGUUAGCCUCCAUUCACGAGCUUACUCCGGAACAACGACCCCAGUUUACUCUACUGUACAUUAUCCUCAUGUACAUCUUCUUACGCGGCAACCGCAUUGAGGACUCCAAACUGUGGGGAAUGCUGGAAAUGCUUAAUAUUCAAGCUGACGAAGAACACGGAUACUUCGGGCCCAAUCUCCACAAACUGAUCGAGGAAACGUUCGUGAAGCAACAGUACCUAAAGCGGGAACGUUCCCAGUUGAGCGCCUACGAUGAUCCCAAAACCUUCUUCCUUUGGGGAGUGCGAGCCAAGGCAGAGUUUACCUAUGAACAGAUCGUACAGUUUGCCUCUAAGCUGCUAAAUCAACAUCCAAAGAUGUUUGAUCACUACUUGGCCAUGGCCCAGGAGGGAGCAAAUGCGGAGCAGUAGAAUUAAAAAACCACAAAUGUAAUAUAGUUUAAUAAACAAAGAAACUUUUA